Anopheles bellator is the source of this 2865-nucleotide messenger RNA. RefSeq names its product dynein regulatory complex protein 11. The transcript is spliced from 2 exons. The record is from RefSeq and is a predicted model, not a curated record. Gene Ontology annotation, molecular function: ATP hydrolysis activity; ATP binding. NCBI's taxonomy places the organism in Eukaryota, Metazoa, Arthropoda, Insecta, Diptera, Culicidae.
AUGGCUCAAACGAAAGCUGUAGCCAAAUUUUGGAUAGCCACGACCAAGCAGAUCGAAAAUGUGUUAGCUCACGAAAAGUACGUUCAAGCCACAGAACCAACUAAGGAUUCGCAAGAGGCACACCGUCUCGUGUCGCGUUUGUACUGUCGUUACGUUCAGCUGUGUCGCAGCCUUGGACAAUGUUUCGAUCAAACGCUGCAGGUUCAGAAACGGGAAGUCAUCCAGCAGUUGCUGCAAGCGGCCAACAAACGGCUAGUGGAGCUUGGCGCAAUGCUGAAGGAGGUCGAGUUGAGUGAUUUCGUAUACAUUGACGGUGCGCUACAAGAACUGCAUCUGAUUCCCGAGGAUGUGCAAGCCGUUCGGCCAUGUUAUUUUCCCGCCGUCCGUCCUGCCCACUUGCAGGUCUUACUUGAUGCGAAAAGUCUUCAAAAUUUUGCCUCAGAUAGUGGCUGCAGCAGCAGCGAGGAAGAGAGCAUGUCUGAAGAAAGCGACUAUGAGACAGUCGCCAUCCGCGAAGAACCGAAGCGACCGGUAAUGAAGCGCGAUCGAAAGAAUGACCGUUUAGUUGGUGCACUCAGGUUAAUUAUUGCACACGAGAAAGCUCGUCAGGCGAGGGUACUCCGGACCAACUUUCGGUUGCAGCCGGAUCGGUACUACCCGAGACCGAUCGAUGAGGAACUCGUUGACAUGAAGUACGAUUUUUUCUUCCGUCCGGGACAAUAGAUGCUGUUUCCGGUCAAGCGUACCGCUUUCAACUGGGACUUUCGAAUGAAGCAAAAGGACUUGGGGAGCUAUUCCUACUACCGGCCUCCCGGAUACCAGGAGGAAACUGCUCCAACAGUUGAACAAGAGAUUGUAAAUGUUCAACCUACACAGCAACGCAGAAAAACGAAUGAUUCUGCAGGUCUUGUGGAAGCGGAAGCACUACGUGUGGCAAACGAACUCGAAAAAAGACGCCUGGACCGUGCGGCGCAAAUAAUUCAACGCUGCUGGCGUCGGUAUCGGGCAGUAAAGCACCAGACACGUCUCCGCUAUGGAAGAUCCCAAUUUUUGGGACUCUUUGAUGAUAUGCAACCGGCCAAUGUUCGGCCAACGAUAGAAGUAGAUCGUGUGCGAGCCUUGCGCAGCGAACUGAAGGUUGAGUUUGAUCAGCGAUUUUUGGAUGCGAUCACCGAUGAAAAGGCGCGAAUAUUACGCACACGUGGUGCUGCCAUUCUGGAGGACAUAACGGACUUUAUGCGGGCUUGGUUUCGCCAGUGGUUCGAUGAAGCGCACACAUUUGAUGUUAUUCCGGAACCGUUUCAAGGGGGGACCGUGUUGAUCGUACGCGGAGAAACCCUGACGCCCAUGGAGCAUUUGGAACGGCAGCGAUUGGAACGAUUGGAGAAACUGAAGUCGGCGGAGCAAAGAAAAAAGGAAGCGGAGAACAAAAAGGCCGCGCUCGAACGGGACAAGGCCCAAAAGCGCGAGGAAAAGGAACGUCUCAAAGAGCUAGCCCGUCAGAAGCGUGCUAGGGAGAAGAAAGAAGGCAAAACGUACGAUUUUUCUGAACCGGAGUUCGUGAGCAAUGCAUACCUGACACUCGAGGAAACCAUUCGUCGGUACCGUGAAGAUUGGCAGUUCGUUGAGGAACUAAACAAUGUAGACGAUUUGCCAAUCAUGGAGUGGAUUACGUUGGAGAAGUUUGCCGAAGUACACCAGGAACUGCAUGGUGAGGUACGCGAGCUUCUAAAGUCCGAACGUGAGCUGCUUCAGAGGGCACUCUGUAAAGAUGAAAAGACAAAGUAUAGGCCCCCGAAAGCCCUCCGUCCGCCACGAACGAAAAAGGCAACCGGAAAGAAGCGCAAGGCAGCAAUCGACCAUACGGCGGAUCGCACGGAAGAAUCGUUAGUGGAUGAGUUGGUAGCAAAGGGUGUCAUCAAAGCAUAUCGAAAGCGCACGAUGGACGAGUUUGUUGGGGAUAUAAAUUAUGCCGCGUUCGAGAGGCGCAACCUUCUCGGAGAUGAUCCACCAGCGGGUUUGGGCGAGAUCCGGAACGUUGUACGAUCGUUUCUGUACGGCAUGGGGCCGUUGGUGGUGCCCAAACCGAAAUCAACCUGUUUCGUUGCGCCACCUGGAUACGGCAAAACGUUGCUCCUCGAAGCGAUCUGCCAUGAAACGGGGUCCGUGUUGUUUGACCUUAGUGUUGAAACCUGUGCACCGAUUCUGCCGACCGAUAUGCCGGGGUUUCUGCAGUUGGUCCUCAAGGUCGCCCGUUUAAUGCAACCAUCGGUGCUGGCCAUCGAAGAUGUGCAUCGUGUUUUUUAUAAACAUGUCCCAUCCCAAGAAGCUCCACAAGAUCCGACGAAACUGGGAAAGUAUCUUCUUAAGUUGAUCGUAAAACAGUUGAGAGCCGAAGAAAGAAUUCUCCUCGUGGCCACCACCAGCCAACCGUGGCUGGCAAAAGUGGCCGCAAUGAAGAAUUGUUUCAAAACGUUUGUUCUUAUACCACGAGCCGACUACGGGUCAACUGUUAUGCUGUGGCAGCGGGCACUCUUUCGUUACACCGGUGUCCCGCGGGAUUUUGACCUGUCCGCACUGGCGAUCGUUACAAAGGGAUACGCUCCACGGCAAAUAUUACGCUGCGUCCGAGAUGUGCUAAGAAUCAGACGGAGGAUGCAGUUUGGCCGACGGCCGUUGAAGCUCAACGAGUUUCUAGACUACUUUCUUACACAAACUCCACAGCCACAGUAUCCAAUCACCGACAAAGAGUACGAUCGCUACACUAAAUGGCACCGGAAAGUGGACGUGCUGGCCAAGAAGCGAUCGAAGAUGAUGCGUGAACGCGAGCAAGUGGCCGAACAAAUGAAAUCAAAAGGAAAAUAA